Messenger RNA from Rotaria sp. Silwood1, 1344 nucleotides. The record is from the annotation of a GenBank genome assembly. Lineage: Eukaryota; Metazoa; Rotifera; Eurotatoria; Philodinida; Philodinidae.
AUGCUAUACAUCGGCAAAUACGACUAUGCUCACCAAUAUUUCACACUACCUCUUCAAAGUAAUCAAUUAUCACAGUCAGUUCUUCCAAGACAUUAUUAUGGUAUUGGAACAGUUUACAGUUUACAACAUGAAUAUGACAAAGCAUUAGAAUACUAUGAGAAGGCACUCGAAAUUCAGCUAACGUCCUUACCAUCAUAUCAUCCAUCAUUAGCACCUACAUAUACUAAAAUUGGAUUAGUUUCUCAAGCAACACAUGAAUAUGAUACAGCAUUAGAAUAUUAUGAAAAAGCACUACAAAUUCAGAUGAAAUCUUUACCACAAUAUCACCCAACAUUAGCAACUAUAUAUACUACUAUUGGAUCAGUUUACAAUGACAGAGAUGAAUACGACAAAGCAUUGGAAUAUUAUGAAAAAGCACUAGAAAUUCAGAUGAAGUCCUUACCACGAUACCACCCAUCAUUAGCAACUACAUAUACUGCUAUGGGAUUAGUUUACAAUGACAGAGGUGAAUACAAUAAAGCAUUAGAAUAUUAUGAAAAAGCACUAGAAAUUAAAAUGAAGUCAUUACCACCAUGUCAUCCAACGUUAGCAACUACGUAUAUGAAUAUUGGAGUAGUUUACAGUAGAAAAGGUGAAUAUGGAAAAGCAUUAGAAUAUUAUGAAAAAGCACUACAAAUUCAGAUGAAGUCCUUACCACCAUAUCAUCCGUCAUUAGCAACUGCAUAUACUAAUAUUGGAUUAGUUUACAAUGACAGAGGUGAAUAUAAUAAAGCAUUAGAAUAUUAUGAAAAAGCACUGGAAAUUGAGAGGAAGUGCUUACCAUCAUAUCACCAAUCAUUAGCAACUACAUAUACUAAUAUUGGAUUAGUUUACAAGGACAGGGGUAAAUAUGAUAAAGCAUUAGAAUAUUAUGAAAAAACACAAAAAAUUCAGAUGAAGUUUUUACCACCAUAUCAUCGAUCAUUAGCAACUACAUAUACUAAUAUUGGAGCAGUUUACAAUGACACAGGUGAAUACGAGAAAGCAUUAGAAUAUUAUGCAAAAGCACAAGAAAUUCAGAUGAAGUCCUUAUCACCAUAUCAUCCAUCGUUAGCAACUACAUAUACUAAUAUUGGAUCAGUUUAUAAUUACAAAGGUGAAUACAGUAAAGCAAUAGAAUAUUAUGAAAAAGGACUAGAAAUUCAGAUGAAGUCCUUACCACCAUAUCACCCAUCAUUAGCAACUACCUAUAUGAAUAUUGGAUCAGUUCAGAAUGACAAUGGUGAAUACGAUAGAGCAUUAGAAUAUUAUGAAAAAGCACUAAAAAUUAGAAUGAAACUCUUACCACAGUAUCAACCACUAUGA